Molecule: messenger RNA, 2590 nt
Organism: Lindgomyces ingoldianus
Lineage: Eukaryota; Fungi; Ascomycota; Dothideomycetes; Pleosporales; Lindgomycetaceae
Exons: 2
Coding region: 257-2569 (770 amino acids)
Cellular component (GO): membrane
Source: RefSeq, a predicted model, not a curated record
CCCCCCAAAAAGUACUGUAUUCUCAGGGCUUUUAUGUGAGGCGCGCACACUUCUUCUUGCUUCGUUCCUGUCCUUCAAUUGCAACAAUUGCAAGUCAUCCGUCCUUGAUUGCUCUCCUGCAGACGAAACGCAACGGCGCAGAGCUGGAGUCGUAGUCUUGUGAGCUGGGAAUAGAUUAAGACUAGACAUUGCAUAUUUCGUCUCUUGUUGCGAAUACACCCACCCUUGAUUACCGUGCAUCAUCCUGCUAUCCACAAUGAGCCAGCCAGCGGCCUCGAACGACAUCGGCGUCGACGAAAUUUCCCCCCAGAAGGAUGCCAGUGGUACGCGCGGAGUGGGUGUCGGUCCGCAGAUCCUCAGCACGGCAAACGAGUCCGAGGUCAUUGUUGGCCCCCUCCUCAACUACAGGCGCAUGAGCAAUGAGAAGACCGGGGAGCCCGUCUGGCAUGGCAGCGUCCUCGUGGUGGCCACCCCAGGCCAAAGCUCGCCGGAACUGACAUUGUCGCCCGCUGGCGCCGUCAACCCCGCCGAAGAGAACACCAUCUUCACUGGCCCCGCGAGUAGGACUUUCGGCGCCGACAAGCUGUACGAAGACCCGGAUAAGGCGUUCUGGCGCUUCCUCAUUGAACUGCCUUUCCAGCAGUUCGAAUCGAAGUGGGAAUACAAGGUUAAGGGACUGGCAUAUGUGGACGAGAAGAACACAGUGAAACCACAGGUCUUUGCUGUGCCUUCAAUUGCGCAGUCAAUGCGCAUUCUCUUCCACUCCUGCAAUGGCUUCAGUGUAGGCACCGACAUCAACGCCUGGAAUGGCCCCGCGCUGUGGAACGAUGUCUUGCGUAUGCACGGCCAGAGGCCCUUCCAUGUCAUGAUUGGUGGGGGUGACCAAAUCUACAACGACGGGGUGCGCGUGGACGGCCCGUUGCGACCCUGGACGGAUAUUGGGAAUCCACAUAAACGCCGGGAGUUUCCGUUUGGUGAAAAGAUGCGCGCUGAGUGUGAUGAGUACUACUUCAAGAACUACGUGAGGUGGUAUGGGCAGAAGCCCUUUUCCAAUGCAAACGGCCAGAUUCCGCAACUCAAUAUCUGGGACGAUCACGACAUUAUUGAUGGGUUUGGCUCGUAUACCGAUCAUUUCAUGAAAUGCUCCGUCUUUCGAGGCAUUGGAGGUGUUGCACACAAGUACUACCUCCUCUUCCAGCACCAUAUGGCUCCACCGAAAAGCACAUUCACCACUGAUGCGCCUAAGACUACUGAGGUUGGUUCAGAGGGUACUCCGGUCGACCCAGUUCAGCUCAAGGAUACCUUUGUUAUGACCAAUGAUCUAGACGACCCAUCCUUCAUCAUCGGUUCGAAGCCUGGGCCGUACGUUGAAGAGCGCAGCCGGAACAUCUACUGCCGGCUAGGUGCCCGCAUUGCUUUCUGCGGCAUCGAUGCGCGUACCGAACGCACGCGCCAUCAGAUCAACUAUCCCGAAACCUAUAAGCUGAUCUUCGAUCGUUUGGCGCAGGAAUUCGAGGCAAACAAAGAAUUAAAGCACCUGAUCCUCCUUCUCGGCGUCCCAAUCGCAUAUCCGCGUCUACAGUGGCUCGAAAACAUCUUCUCCUCUCCGCUCAUUGCCCCUAUCAAAUUCCUCAACAAGCGCUUCGGCUUUGGCGGCAGCAUCUUCAACAAAUUCGACGGUAAUGUCGAUCUCCUCGACGAUCUUGACGACCACUACACCGCGCACCAACACAAGCACGAGCGCCGCGACCUAAUCCACAUGCUGCAAAACCUCGCCAAGAAGCACUCAGUCCGCGUUACCAUCCUCGGCGGCGACGUGCAUCUCGCGGCAAUCGGCCGCUUCUACUCUAAGCCCAAACUUGGCAUCCCCGCUGAACGCGACUUCCGCUACAUGCCAAAUGUGAUUAGUUCGGCGAUUACGAAUAAACCGCCACCGCAAGCUGUGGCUAACUUGUUAGCCAAGAGGAAUAAGAUUCAUCAUCUGGAUCAUGACACUGAUGAGACGCUUUUGGAGAUUUUCGACCGCGAUCCUGGGCAUGGUGGGAAAGUGAAUGGGGCUUCUGCUAAUGGGUCUGAGGCAAGUGGGGCGGAAAUUGCGAAUGGGAAGGGAAAAAUUGAGAAGAAGACCAGUGAUGCAAAUCAUGCCACUAUGCCAUCGAGAAAUUACGCUAUUAUUUGUGAAUCUAAUCCUAGUCCUACGGCAACUACUUCCGCGCCUGCGCCGUCUGCUUCUGCAUCUGCCACGCCGGCACCAGCCCCAGCGGCGACUACGACGAAUGGCGAUACAAACCCGGAUGUCAUCGAACAGGAUCAAACUCAAACUUCUUCGCCGCCAGACCCCAAAUAUAAUGCCAGGAAGCCAAUUCAUAUCGGCGAACAAGGCGCUGGUACGGGCCAUCCCGCUGCAAACGGACUUACGGAAACAAAGCUUUGUGGACCGUUUGGUCUAGAUGUGACACUGAGGGUGGAGAUUAGUCCGAGUGAUAAGGAGGGUCAUACAGAUGGGUAUGGGUUUAGUGUUCCGGCGCUGGACGCGGGGGCUUAUGCGGAUCAUGGGGAAAAGUGGUAGGAGGGGAGAGGACUGCUGGAG